GGCAGGUAUGUUUGGUGUAUUGGUAGAUUGGUUUGAGUGGGUGCCUGACAUGCCAUGGCUUGAUAUUCCAUAUUGUAUUCUCAUGGCUGUGUUUCUUCGAGAGCACAAAGGGAGCAUAAAGUUUGCAGUAAACCACCCCAUUGCAUCCCUUGUGAUCCUCAUCCUCUACGUACAAGCUAAUGUUAUCUGUGUUCACCUCCUGCUGGGUCUGCCUCUUGUCGGGUGUCUUAACAACGCCUGGGACUCUCUAACUGCUGCUCUUUGUUGGUGGGGAGUGUUCUUCUGCCCUGGAGAUUUGUUCUACAAAGCUGUUCAGCUUAAACCAAUCCAGUUAGCGAUAGCCGUCAUCUGUGAAGCUAGGCACGCGAGGCUCGUCAUGCAUUCUUGUCAGGAAGGAAACCAAUACUUUCCUCAACACACCACUAUCAUAAUCCUUUGUGGAGUUGUUGACGGAAGUGCUGUUCGUCUGAUGAUGAGUUUGGACAGGAAGAUAAGAGGAGAAGCUGCUUGCGAAAGUGAUGGGGAAAACGAACUGAAACAAGUCACUGAAGUGACCAAAGCAUCAUUCGUGCUGGGAGUUUUCAACGCUUUGAUCCUCACGGGAAAGAUUCCUCUCACAGCUGCUGAGGGUGUGUUCUUUGGUGCUCUGUUCAUGGUCGCUCUUCUCCUCAACGAUAUUCUCCUCGGCCGAACUUCCCCCUUCAUUCCUAUUCAGGGUGCGUUUUGGAAAGUGGUUUGCUCGAAGCAUCAAAAGGUGGAAUAAAGCGCUCGCCUCAGAAGAUUGAGGACAAUAUAUAUUUAUUAUCGUAUUCA
Bolinopsis microptera is the source of this 813-nucleotide messenger RNA. RefSeq names its product trimeric intracellular cation channel type A-like. Gene Ontology annotation, molecular function: potassium channel activity; identical protein binding. Lineage: Eukaryota; Metazoa; Ctenophora; Tentaculata; Lobata; Bolinopsidae. The record is from RefSeq and is a predicted model, not a curated record. The transcript is spliced from 7 exons. Gene Ontology annotation, biological process: potassium ion transmembrane transport. Bases 8 to 763 code for a protein of 251 amino acids. Gene Ontology annotation, cellular component: membrane.